Molecule: messenger RNA, 285 nt
Organism: Nematocida major
Lineage: Eukaryota; Fungi; Microsporidia
Exons: 1
Coding region: 1-285 (94 amino acids)
Source: RefSeq, a predicted model, not a curated record
AUGGCAAAGCAAAGAGAGUGCGCGUACAGAAGAGAAAUAGCAAAGCCAAAAGAGGCGAUUACAAUAGAAGAAAGAAAGCGGAGGGAAGAACUGAGAAAGAGCAGGCAUGCAGACACGUGGAGUAAAAGAGAAGAAAUUCGCGACAAAAGGAAGGCGCUCAGAGAGAGAAUCCAGAAGAAAGAGGAGGAAAACGAGAAAGUGCUUGCUGCCAGCAGAAGAGCAAGACUUGCCGUCCGCAGAAAGAAGAAGAUGCAGAGAGAGGCGUACCCGGACAGCAACAAAUAG